CCAUCUCCUCACCCAUAAACGCAGCACCAGUGUGUCGUAGUAGAUCAGUGAUCACUCAAUAGUAGUCCCCAUAGAGGAGCAAGAGAGAAAGAUGAGCAUCUCGAGAAGAGCUUGGGUGGUGGCAUCGAGUGUGGGCGCCGUGGAGGCGCUCAAGGAUCAGGGCUUCUGCAGGUGGAACUACGCCCUCCGGUUGCUGCACCAGCAAGCCAAGAACCAUGUCCGGUCGUUCUCGCAGGCGCAGAGGAAGCUGUCCCUGAUGCCCCGCGUGCCGGACGAUAAGUUGAGGCUGGCCGAGGAGUCUCUGAGGAAAGUCAUGUUCUUGAGCUGUUGGGCUCCUAACUGAUGAACAUUUCGUGCAAUUCUCUUAGUUUUGGAUUUAUAUGGAUGCCAAAAAUGACUGUAAGAUGGUAUUUAGCAGCCGGCCCUUGUGCCAGAUAUUGAUUAGCAAUCGUUACAGGAAGAAGUUAAUUUCCAGGACUUAUCCAGUCCAGACUUUUUGUAAUGAAUCUCUAACCUAUGAAAGAGUGACUUUAUCAUA
Messenger RNA from Syzygium oleosum, 538 nucleotides. RefSeq lists its product as uncharacterized. The transcript has a single exon. NCBI's taxonomy places the organism in Eukaryota, Viridiplantae, Streptophyta, Magnoliopsida, Myrtales, Myrtaceae. Bases 92 to 343 code for a protein of 83 amino acids. The record is from RefSeq and is a predicted model, not a curated record.